AUGACAGUGGCGGGUGCACGGGUGGCGGCGGCUCGAUUCCUCGCCGCCUUUUUAGUGGCCGCUCUGGGCCGCCCCGCUCUGCUGGGAGUGGGCGCCACCUUGAACUCCGUGCUGGUCAAUUCCAAUGCGAUCAAGAACCUGCCCCCGCCGCUGGGUGGCGGGGCCGGCCACCCCGGCUCAGCCGUCAGCGUGGCGCCCGGAGUGCCAUACGAAGGCGGGAACAAGUACCAGACCCUUGACAACUACCAGCCGUACCCCUGCGCCGACGACGAGGAGUGCGGCUCGGAGGAGUACUGCGCCAGCCCGCUCCGCGGAGGGGGCGCGGGCGUGCAGAUCUGCCUGGCGUGCAGGAAGCGGAGGAAACGCUGCAUGCGCCACGCCAUGUGCUGCCCCGGGAAUUACUGCAAAAACGGGAUAUGUAUGCCUUCUGACCACAGUCAUUUCCAUCGAGGAGAAAUUGAGGAAACCAUCAUUGAAAGCUUUGGUAAUGAUCAUGGCACCUUAGAUGGCUAUGCCAGGAGGACCACACUGUCUUCAAAAAUAUACCACACCAAAGGUCAAGAAGGUUCUGUUUGCCUGCGAUCCUCAGACUGUGCCACCGGAUUGUGUUGCGCUAGACAUUUCUGGUCCAAAAUCUGCAAACCUGUCCUCAAAGAAGGUCAGGUGUGCACCAAGCAUAGGCGAAAAGGUUCCCACGGACUGGAGAUAUUCCAACGCUGCUACUGUGGGGAAGGCCUGUCUUGCCGGAUACAGAAAGAUCAUCAUCAAGCCAGUAAUUCCUCCAGGCUUCAUACCUGUCAGAGACACUAACGCAGCUGUCCGAAUGUAGUGGACUCCUUUUAUAUAAUAUAUGCUAUGAAAAUCUUUUAUGACUUUUAUCAGUUCAAGCCUGAGAAUGUACCCAUUUUGUGGUGAUAGUUUAAGCAUUCCGACAAUACCUUUCAAAAAUCUGGAGUGUAAGACCUUCGUUUCUUUAAGGAACUCCUUGUGAUUGCAGUAAAUUACUGUGUUGUAAAUUCUCCAUGUGGCACUUACCUGUAAAUGCAACAAAACUUUUAAUUAUUUUCCUCCAGAGAGGUGCUGCAUUGUCUCUUCUUUUUCUUGUUAUGUAAAUUUUUGUACACAUUGAUUGUUAUCUUAACUCUGAUAUUCUAUAUUGACUUGAAAUAAAUAAUUUCAGCUUAUA
Messenger RNA from Perognathus longimembris pacificus (Pacific pocket mouse), 1186 nucleotides. It is a transcript of the gene Dkk1, whose product is annotated as dickkopf WNT signaling pathway inhibitor 1. Gene Ontology annotation, cellular component: extracellular region. Gene Ontology annotation, molecular function: co-receptor binding; receptor antagonist activity. NCBI's taxonomy places the organism in Eukaryota, Metazoa, Chordata, Mammalia, Rodentia, Heteromyidae. The coding region runs from base 1 to 810 and encodes 269 amino acids. Gene Ontology annotation, biological process: multicellular organism development; negative regulation of canonical Wnt signaling pathway. The record is from RefSeq and is a predicted model, not a curated record. The transcript is spliced from 4 exons.